This is a messenger RNA of Vigna unguiculata (cowpea), 585 nucleotides long. RefSeq lists its product as uncharacterized. The record is from RefSeq and is a predicted model, not a curated record. NCBI's taxonomy places the organism in Eukaryota, Viridiplantae, Streptophyta, Magnoliopsida, Fabales, Fabaceae.
UAACAAGUUCCACUAUCAUCUUCCAUAAAACAAACUUCACCCCUCUUCUCAUAACAACAAAUCAUACAUAAUAAUCACAGUUACUUAUAUAACACUCAUAUUAUAUUACAUUAACUCACUAUUUUCUCUACUAUGGAGUUAAGCUCGGGUACAUUGUUAGAGAUCACCGUUAUAUGUUGUGAAAACCUUCGUGUGACGGAGGACCCCUACGUGGUGGACAUGCCUCUGCAUGCACGCUCCAUCACGUUCGAGGUUCAAAGCAACAGGUUCAAGGGUCUUCGACCUGUUGGGGUGGCCAGAAUCGCACUUUCCGAUUUUCUUACGCCGGAAAAUUCCAUGCACGUGUUGAGUUACCGAUUGAGGGACUGGGAAGGGAGGAGAAACCGGGUGAUAUUUUUCGCAGUGAGGGUGGCGGUUCCGGAACCGGUGAAGAGGAUGGUGGUGAGUAUGAAUUCCGGUGAUGAGUUCGUGGAAAUCAACCAGUCUAAUGAAGUUGUAGUUGGUGUUCCGGUUUCGGUGGAACCACUUCACCUAUAAUUUUUUUUGACAGCAAAAAUAAUUAUAAAUUUAUAAAUUUGUAUUUGU